AGGCACAACGAACCUUUGGCAUCCUCUCACGCCCAGCACGCACGUACACGCUGGUUCGGAAGGACGUACAAUAAGAGCGCGCACGACGGCCAGCGACCGAACAGAACGAACACGGAGUAGUAGUUGUAGUAUUAUUAAUAGUAGUAGUAGUAGUAGUCAACCCCUAUCCUGAAACGUGUACUGUCUGUGGCACGCGGCCGUGUUUGGAUGGUCAGUACUGCAGUUGGUUUUUCGUUGUCGGCCGUUACGGUCACCGUGUAGCGUGUCCAAAUUUAAACGAAUUGUGUUAAGUUGUUAUCGGCUCCAUAUAGAGAGCGUUAUAUACAACCAUCAAAUACAUAGUGAAGAACAUUUGUUUGUUAGCCAACUGCGGCUAAGUGUUAAACGCCAACGAUAAUCUCGCCCCAAACACGAUAAUCAUGGUCGGUCCUAGCUCGCAGGUCAGCAAAAUAUUGCUGUCCCUGCUGUUUCUGCUGAUAGCAUUCUUCGCCUGGAUGGAUGUGAAUCUGUACAUUCGCAUCCAGGACUACCCGAUACGGGAUACCGAUCCGUUCCUGAUGGCGGCCAACAGUACGCUGCUGAAACCGGUACCGGGUGGUAGCCAUGCCAGUACGGUCACAUCGCCCGUACUGGCACCUUCGUCCUCGAUGCCGCUGCAGCUCAAUCGACACAUCGUCCGGUACGAGGAUGUGGCGUGGGUAAAUUGCGAUCUAAAUCCGCUGUGCGACGUUACCGUGAAGGCGAUGAUGCUGGACCACACGAACCACUAUCUGUUCGCACCGAUCGCAACGAUCGUGGACAAUGUGGCCGGCUUUUCCAAGGGUGAUCUGGUAACGCCCAACAUGAUCUCGUUUUUCCACGUGUUCGUUGCGAUAGCGGCCGGCCGGAUGAUCGCGUCCGAUUCGCUCGGUUAUCGCCGGAUCGGUGUGGUACUGUUUCAGUUCCGCACGUUUCUGGACGAUCUGGACGGGCAUGUGGCACGGGCAAAGAAGCACAUCCGGGGCGAACGUUCGGACAUUGGUUCGGCCGGGUACUACAUCGAUGGGAUCUGCGAUGGGCUCGGGUGUAUUGCGCUCAUGAUUGGGGUUUUUGUAUUUUUGAAAAAUAAUCCACCACGGCGUGGUUACACCCAGCUCCAGUCCAUCAUACCGGUGGCGGAAUCGAAAAGCUCCGAAUCGGGCGUCAUUUACAAGGUGAAGGUAACGACGAAGAAGGUUGCCCGCAAGGUGCUGUGCUACACCGGCAUGCUGUUGCUUAGCUCGACCGGUUGGAACCGGUACAUCGCCAUCUACCAGGAUAUGCUCGAGCGGGAGAAUGUAACGCCGGCCCAGUACCUGCACCAGGAGUCGGUGUUCCGCUCGACCGGGUUCUUCUUCAUUGCCUGGCUGUGGCGCAUCUUUAACGUCCACGCGCUGCUCCACUUUCUGCUGCUGAGCGUCUUCUGUGAUAAGCUGUGGGAGUACCUGCGGAUGAUCCAGUACGCCGGGUACGUUGCGCUGCUGGUCAUUAUCAGCGUUGCCGAGAUGCAUCUGCUCGGUGUGCAGAACUUUAUCUACAAAUCGCUUACGGUGAACAAUACCUCGUUGUGAUUGCGCUAAGGUCGCCGCCCUACCCUUGCGCGCGCGCGCGCACAUAUCAUCCGCGCUUUCCGUCCCGCCGGUUAAACAGCCCUCUAGCCACUGUGGUCACCGUUGUCCGCAUGUCCGUGCCGGAAAAGAAAAACCUCACACAAAACACCAUCGAAAUCGUCUCCAAUCGUUUCGGUGCGGCUUUUCCCAUUUGUAAUUUUUCCCGGAGGAAAAACAAACAUCACACCAUUUUUCACUGUGCCGUGUGGGUGUGUGUGCGUUUUUUUUGUGCUGUAUUAUUGUGAAUGUGUUAGACACUGUUUUACUUUUAAAUGGAAGCUGAACCUACUAAACCUUUAAUAUGUAAGCCUUAGCGAGAAGGGAACGCUCAAAACAUAGUAAGAGCCGUUUCGCAAUCAUCAGUUGCGCGUGGUGGUAAUUGUUUAUAUGAGAUCGUUGUAUAUCUAUUAUGUAUGUUGUGCAGUGAUAGGGUUGAUCCGGCUACAAAGGCGUGUGUAAAACAAAUGUCUUGUUGAGGAAAGCUUAGAGAUUGUAUUGUAAAUGGCAGAGAGAUGAAAUACUCUACCAACAGCGUGAAAAGCGGAAAACAAAAUGGAACAGCCUUCAUUAUUAUUACGAUCCUUUAUACCUAUAUUCUAGUACGUUAACUGUAUUUUAAUACCACAAACAUGUUUUCUACUUCAACCGUGUACAGUGUUGUAAUGUCAGCAGGCAGGAGACAGGACAAGUCUAUCUUUAUUGAACGGAACGUUUCUAUUAAUAUGUUGUACAGAGAUUAGCAAACUAUUGCCUAUCCUUCCCCCCAAAAACAAAAAAAAACAUCCCACUUUUCCAUGGAAUAUAGUAAAACACUCGAUUUGUACUAUUUUAUCUGUUUCCCUUUAAAAAGCAGGGUGUAGGAAUAUAUUUAUAAGCAAGGAUGUUUUUUUUUAUUGUUGUAAGUAAUGUGAACACAUCCUUGAAGCGGGAACGUCACGGUACUAGAUGUGCUUUUACUUCGUGCACGACAGCAUUCAUUACACGAUAGCUGGAUAAAUGAUGCAGUAGCUAUACUACUUAGUAAAAUGAAAAAAGAAAAAAAACGCAACCCUGAAACGUGUGAUCUAUGGGUGUGCGUGUACGGUGUGCGUGUGUUGUGCACUAAUCAACAAAAUCAUUAAUAAGUUCCCCAUUUUCGCCCCCGUUUUUCCCGGUUUCUUCCUUCCGAUUCCUCUUCCCCUUUUUUCCGAACAUUAAGUGCUAUUUGUAUCCCACGCCCGGGGACAAACAAUCUUAACCUUUAACGACUAAACGGAGUGAGAUGUGUCAUUUUGCGUUCUUGCCACGGGAACUUACAUAUAGCGGGCGUCAAACAUAUAGAUAUAUAUACUCGAGAAAGAGAGAUGGUGGUUUAUUUAUAUGAAUAUAUCCAAAUAUAUAUAUACAUAUUAGAUUGUUGAUUGCGUGCUGUUGUAGCAGAAUUCGAUUGUGAAUGCUAUCAAUACGGAAAGCAAAACACAAUAAUAAAGAUUCACAAGAAUGUCCAGCUGUUUGUAA
Molecule: messenger RNA, 3125 nt
Organism: Anopheles funestus (African malaria mosquito)
Lineage: Eukaryota; Metazoa; Arthropoda; Insecta; Diptera; Culicidae
Gene: Cpes
Product: ceramide phosphoethanolamine synthase
Exons: 1
Coding region: 420-1589 (389 amino acids)
Biological process (GO): phospholipid biosynthetic process
Cellular component (GO): membrane
Molecular function (GO): phosphotransferase activity, for other substituted phosphate groups
Source: RefSeq, a predicted model, not a curated record